Molecule: messenger RNA, 1200 nt
Organism: Medioppia subpectinata
Lineage: Eukaryota; Metazoa; Arthropoda; Arachnida; Sarcoptiformes; Oppiidae
Source: the annotation of a GenBank genome assembly
AUGCUUUCAGUUCCCUUUACAGCCACUCCAUGUAUUAAAGCCAUCAGUCCUACCGAGGGCUGGACUUCUGGCGGCUCUACUGUUAUCAUAAUCGGUGAUAAUUUCUUUGAUGGAUUGCAAGUUGUUUUCGGAACAAUGUUGGUAUGGAGUGAGUUUGUCACCGCACACGCCAUUAAAGUACAAACCCCUCCGAGACAUAUACCCGGUGUGGUUGAGGUGACCCUGUCGUACAAAUCCAAACAGUUUUGUAAGGGAGCACCAGGCAGAUUUGUUUAUGUCUCAUUAAACGAGCCAACCAUAGAUCACGGAUUCUUGAGAUUAGCCAAACUUAUUCCUCGACAUCCGGGAGACCCCGAAAAACUUCCAAAAGAGAUAAUACUGAAGAGAGCGGCAGAUUUGGCGGAAGCGUUGUAUAGUAUGCCGCGUAACACACCGUCACAAUUGGCAGGACUGCCGGCUCCGCGAUCGCCGGCCAGCGCUCUGAACAACGUGGCGGCGGCCGCAGCCAUGUCCGCCGGAUUCAACGCGGCCUAUGCCGCCAGUGCAGGUCAGCUCAGCUGUCCUAAUGAUCAGAACACACUCUAUCAUCAGAACCCACCGUCCAAUGCAUGCUUGGGUUCAUACGACAGAGUGACCGCAUAUAACACAUCCCAUAAACCGAUGCCCACAUCACAUGUUUAUUGUUAUGUUUACAACGAUUACAACAGGACUCAAGCGAGUAGUGUAUCGCCGAGUCGUGGGUACGGCUCGAACGCGUCGACCCCUCACAGCAGUAGUGGCGGCAGUUCUUAUGGCGGGAACGGAACCACAGCCACUAUGAAUGGCGGGUACGGCAGUCCACCAACCAAUAUGUCUACACCAGUCCCCGGCUCUCCCGGACUAUUCAAUGGUAUGGGUAGUAUAGUGUCCGCCUCGCCCUUCGCAGCGAUGAAUCCGUUUGCAUUGCCGACGUGUAACGGCCAGUCGUACGGCUCAUCAAUUGUUUCAUCGACCAAAUGAUGAUCAAAACUGAGUGAUCAACUCUUUAUUAAAAUCAUUUACAUAUUAAGAGACAAAAAAUAAAUAAACCGUUGUUUUUAUUGGACGCACAUAUUAUAUAUUGAAUAUUAUAUUAUAUUCUAUAUUAUAGUGUAUAUGAUAUGAGAAAUUGUAAUUCAUUUUAAUUUAGAGCAAACUUUGUAAUCCGUUAGUUAUUUGAAA